AUGGUCGUCGCAAUCGUUACCGGGUCGUCGAGAGGAAUCGGGCGAGCAAUUGCCCUGCAACUCGCUGAUGAUGGCAUGGAUGUUGCUUUGAAUGACAUUGAGGCUCAGCUUCCGCAACUGCAAGCCGUCCAGGCCGAGAUUGAGCAAAAGGGACGCAAGACAUCCACGUUCGUCGCCGAUGUCAGUAACGAAGAACAAGUCGAGAAGAUGGUGGCCGACGUGGUGUCUGAGUUUGGUGAGCUGAAUGUCAUGGUGGCAAAUGCCGGGGUGCUCGUGCCAAAGUCGAUCAUGGAAGUCAGUGUGGCGGAAUGGGACAGGGUUCAAUCGACCUCAGGCCACAGCGUUGCAUACUCGACGAGCAAAUGGGCUGUCCGGGGACUGACGCAGUCGGCCGCACUGGAGUUUGCCAAAUACGAUAUCAACAUGUGGAAGCAGAUCGAUGCCAGCAUUGCGGAACGCGAAGGCCUCGAGCCGGGAGUGGCGUUUAAGAGAUCGAUCGAGUCACGAACGGCACUCAAGCGUGCGCAGGAACCCGCAGAUAUCGCCAACUUGGUCAGUUUCCUGGUCAGCAGCAAGGCGAGGAACAUUACCGGGCAGAGCGUCCUGUGCGACGGAGCCACUGUGUCUCGUGUUCUUGUCUCCAAAGAGGCUUUCCUGGCUAAUGUUGGACUGAGUAGGGAUUGCAUUCUCUUGAUCCAGGCCCGGAUCCAUGACACUCGGGAGACAGGGAGGGAGGGAGGACAGUGGAGCUGA
Fonsecaea nubica is the source of this 753-nucleotide messenger RNA. RefSeq lists its product as hypothetical. The transcript is spliced from 8 exons. NCBI's taxonomy places the organism in Eukaryota, Fungi, Ascomycota, Eurotiomycetes, Chaetothyriales, Herpotrichiellaceae. The record is from RefSeq and is a predicted model, not a curated record. The coding region runs from base 1 to 753 and encodes 250 amino acids.